Messenger RNA from Oppia nitens, 1056 nucleotides. Its product is annotated as ketohexokinase-like. The transcript has 2 exons. The record is from RefSeq and is a predicted model, not a curated record. NCBI's taxonomy places the organism in Eukaryota, Metazoa, Arthropoda, Arachnida, Sarcoptiformes, Oppiidae. The coding region runs from base 1 to 1056 and encodes 351 amino acids.
AUGACACAACAACCGUCAGCACAGUUAGCAAACCGUCGGCGCAAUCGUCUACUAUUUGUCGGCCUAACCUGUCUGGACAUUGUCUAUGUUUGCCGACACUUUCCCGUCGAGGACAGCGACCAGCGAGCAUUGGACAGCCAGUGGCGUCGCGGUGGCAAUGCGUCAAACAAUUGUACAGUUUUUCGGCAACUAUUGCAUUGGUGGUCGUCAAACAAUAGGUCAGCCGCGGCCGCCGCCGCCGCCGAUACUACCGACUACGAGAUCGAGUUUAUGGGAACCAUUGGCGGCGAUCACGCCUCCCGGUUCCUCGUCGACGACCUACUGGCCAACGGUAUCCUAAUCGACAACAUUGUCCGCCACCCGGACCGACAGUGUCCGUCAUCGACGGUCAUCAUAAAUCAGUCAAACGGUUCGCGAACUAUUGUCCACUUUAAUCGCAAUCUACCCGAUUUGGACGGCCAAUCAAUGGCCAAUCAUAUCACUGAAUCGUUGGACCGUUAUUUGCAUAUACAUUUCGAAGGUCUACGUAAUGUACCGAAUAUACGGCAAAUGAUUGCCCAGAUUAGGGACAGGGAUGUCAAUCAUGAGAUCACUGUAAGUGUCGAAUUGGAAAAAGUCUACAAACCGUUGACCGAAUUGCUGGACAACGCCGAAGAUUUCGGCAAAUAUAUUGACAUCUAUUUUGUGGAGAAAGAGUUUGCCGGCGAAAUACUCGACUAUACCGAUGCUGACCAAACAGCCGUCGGUAUAGCCUCGAGACUACACCCCGGGGCACUGGUAGUGUGUCCGUGGGGUGAAUCGGGUGCCGUUGCCUACGACAACCGUAUCGGACAACUGUACCGAUCGCCAGUCUAUCCGCCAAAAUCGGGUUCAGUUGUCGACACACUCGGAGCCGGCGAUACCUUUCUGAGCGGUACACUGUUUGGUCUACUGGUUGUCGGCUUAUCCGUUGAGGAUGCCAUCAAAAUGGGCUGUCAGGUGGCCGGAGCCAAGUGCGGACAGUGGUACCACAAGGAAAUGUCUUCCCAGGGAAUUCCUAAGGAACAGGGAAUAUAA